Molecule: messenger RNA, 3786 nt
Organism: Nanorana parkeri
Lineage: Eukaryota; Metazoa; Chordata; Amphibia; Anura; Dicroglossidae
Gene: MFHAS1
Product: malignant fibrous histiocytoma amplified sequence 1
Exons: 3
Coding region: 36-3059 (1007 amino acids)
Molecular function (GO): protein binding
Source: RefSeq, a predicted model, not a curated record
UGAUGCAUCAUCGCUGACACCCUCUCUCCGUAAUAAUGAUGAUGGCAGCAGCAGCAGCAGGCAAGGAUGUCUACAACAACAGCUGUGACCUGAAGACCGCUAGGCUAUGGAGGGAUGCCGCCCUGCGCUCCAGGAAGCUGCGGAGCAGCCUUCGCCAGCUCACCCUGAGCUGCGGGGAGCAGGACAAGCUCAUUCUUCCCGAGGACCUGGGGGAUGUGGAGGUGCUUAACCUAGGCAACAACUCCCUGGAGGAGGUACCCGACGAGCUGCGGAGCCUGUCCGCGGGCAAUCUGCACGUCCUCAUCCUGCGCAGGAACAAGUUCCUCAAUGUGCCCUCGGCUGUCUACGAACUGGGCAGGUUGACCGAGCUGGACAUGAGUCACAACCAACUGGGCUGCCUGACCGAAGCCGUGGGCUUACUGAGCCAGCUGAAGAAGCUGUGCCUAAGCCACAACAAGUUGCAGACCCUGCCCCGGCAGAUUGGCUCCUUGGGGCAUCUUGAGGAGCUGGAUGUGAGCUUCAACCGCAUCAACCAGCUACCUGACACUAUGCAGGGGCUUCCCCGCCUUAGAGUCCUGGAUCUGGACCACAACGAGCUGUGCAGCUUCCCUCAGCAGCUCCUGCAUCUCCCUGCCCUGGAGGAGCUGGACUUCUCUGGCAACAAAAUGCUUGGCAGCGACUGCGGAGGCUCCCUGCCCAAUGGCAUCAGGACCAUGAAGCUAUUGAAGGUCUUGUGGCUGAGCAGCACUGGGCUUUUCUCCUUACCAGACUCCUUCUGUAGCUUAGUCAGCUUGGAAAGCCUCAUGCUGGACAACAAUAACCUCUGCUCAUUGCCCGAUGGCUUUGGGGAUCUACAAAAGCUGAGGAUGAUCAACCUGUCUUCAAACGCCUUUCAGGAAUUUCCAAAGGCCCUGCUUCAAAUGCAGGACAUGGAGGAGCUGUACAUGAGUCGUAACAAGCUGACGGUGGUACCAGAAGGCAUCUCCAGCUUGUUCAGGCUAGUUACCUUGUGGUUGGAUAACAACAAAAUAAGGUACCUGCCUGACACAAUAGUGGAGCUUGGCUUGCUGGAAGAGCUUGUGUUGCAAGGUAACCAAAUAGCAAUUCUCCCAGACAACUUUGGGAAACUCUCCAAAGUCAACAUCUGGAAGAUAAAAGACAAUCCUUUGAUUCAGCCUCCUUAUGAGGUUUGCAUGAAAGGGAUCCCUUACAUUGCUGCAUAUCAGAAAGAACUAGCCAAUUCACAGCCUGCAGUAAAGCCUAGGUUAAAGCUAGUCCUCUCAGGCCAGAAGGAUGCUGGCAAAACUAUCCUCAGACAUUGCCUCACUGACGGUCAGCAAAGCAGCUGUACACUGGGAAAUACAGGGAUUGAGGUCACUAACUGGACAGCCGACGUAGAACGGGGACUUACUUUUAUUGUGUAUGAAUUAGCAGGGGACCAGAGCUAUGACAUAAUCAACCCUUUCUUCCUCUCCCCUGGUGCUCUGUAUAUUCUUGUUGUUAAUUUAAAGGCCUAUGUUUCUAAACAUUUUUAUACAUUUGUAGGCUAUUUUCUACAUUUGAUCAGUGCCAAGGUACCACAUGCAGUUGUAUGCAUAGUAGGGACUCAUACAGACUUAUGCGAAGAAAAGGAGAUCGAGGAAAAAUGCCUUGAUAUACACCACCAGAUUUCCUUGCAGGAAAAGAAGGAUACGGAGUCCCUACAAAAUCUGGCACAGACUGUUGAUGAAGCCCUUAGCCAAAAUUAUGACAUGCGUGUAUCAAAUCCUCAUGCAGCUUUUUACGGUGUUAGUGAUAAGAAUCUGAGGAGGAAGAAAGCCCAGUUGCAAUAUUUAUUGAAUAAUCGUCUCCAGAUUCUCUCACCUGUCCUCUGUGUCAGCUGCCACGAUUAUUCAAACAUUAGGCGCUUGCGGGACAAACUCCUUUCUGUGGCCGAACACAGGGAGAUUUUCCCAAACUUGCAUAGAGUUCUUCCCAAAUCCUGGCAAAUGCUGGAAGAAUUGCACUUUAAACCUCAGGAGCUCUGGUUGACCUGGUGGGAUUCGGCAAGGCUAGGCCUACAAGCGGGGCUGACUGAGGACCGGCUGCAGAGUGCCCUGUCUUACUUGCAUGAGAGUGGGAAGUUGCUCUAUUUUGAAGACAACGUGACUCUUAAAGAGUAUGUUUUUCAUAAUCUGACAAAACUGAUUGACAUUUUGAAUGUCUUUUUCCAGAGAGAUGCAUCUGUCUUACUACAAAAGCUAAUGAGCGACUCUAAGGUAGAUGAGUUGAGGGCCACACAGCUCCAUCAUUAUGUAGAGGGGUUUCUUCUUCAUGGACUUUUGCCCACUCAUGUCAUUAAACUACUACUCAAACCACAUAUCAAAACCCAACAAGACUUGCAGCUGAUUCUUGAACUUUUGGAAAAGAUGGGCCUGUGUUACUGUAUCAAUAAAUCCAAAUCCAGACCUUUAAAUGGGGCCACGGCUUGGUUUAAAUUCCCUUGCUAUGUGAAGAAUGAAGUACCUCAUGCAGAGGCCUGGAUCAAUGGUACCAACAUAUCAGGACAAUCUCUAGCAGUAGAACAGCUACAGAUCGAAUACAGCUUUCCCUUUAUAUUUCCUCCUGGCUUGUUUGCACGCUUUAGUGUUCACAUUAAUAAUCAUGUUGUGCAUCGCUCAGAUGGCAAAUUCCAGAUCUUUGCCUAUAGGGGAAAAGUGCCAGUUGUAGUGAGCUUUCGACCUUCCAGAGGAGCCUUACAGUCCGACGUUUUGUCUAUUGCCAGCCAUGCUUCGUUGCCUAACAUAUGGACUGCAUGGCAAGCUAUAACACCCUUGGUUGAAGAACUGAAUGCACUAUUACAAGAAUGGCCCGGCCUUUACUACACAGUACAUGUUCUAUGUUCCAAGUGCCUUAAAAGGGGGUCACCCAAUCCACACACCUUCCCAGGAGAGUUACUCACCCAGCCACGACCAGAAGGGAUAAACGAAAUCGUAUGUCCCAAGAACGGCACUGAGAGAGUGAAUGUAGCUCUGGUUUUCCCCCCUACACCAACAGUGCUCAGCCCUUGCUCCAAGUGAUCCCCCAGUAUCCCACUUCUUCACAGUAUUUGGAAAGAAGAAUCAAAGAGUCAAAAAUUAAAACUGAGACAAUCGCAGAGUACCCAAACAUUUUUCAAGAACUGUGACCAUGUGGCAUAUUAAACACAACAAAGGCACAAUUCUAAUUAACUGGGAGGCACUGUGUCAUUUCAGAGCUUUAAGGACACAUGUACUUGUUGAAGAAUAUAUCACAUGGAGAAAAUGGGUGCAUUGCAUCCACAGACAAGUAAACCGUGACUUUUACACACCUUUUUUUAUAAUGACUGAGAUGCACAUUUUUAUGGACAAUAAAGUGUGUUGUUGGAAUGGGAUCAUAUGUGAAUUCCACUGUAAAGUAAUGUUGCACCUGUUAUGUAUCACAAAAAGGAUUGUGGGAAUUAAAUGACUACGUUGUUGAUUUCUCAGGGAUUUUGCUUGCCAUGAAAAUACAAGCCAUACAGUGUAAAAUGGUUGUAUUGUGACAAAUAUACCAUUUAAAUGUAAAAGAAAAUCAGAUACACUACACUAAAGUUCAUUGCUCUAUAAGAUCAGCAAAAUUAUACUUAUGUUUUGUUUUUAGAACUUUCAGAACAAAAAAGCACAUUAAAUGUUAUGCAUCUCACAGUAUUUAGUCCGCAUGCAUCUGAUGUUUUCCCUCACUGUAAAACACAACCUCUUUUAAAGGAAAUUUCUACUGAGACGAAUACAGAGGCUAUUGAUAAAAUGG